AUGGAGAGUGUUGUUCAGCUCGUCAUACAAAAGCUGAACGAUUUUCUAGCACAGGAAGCAUAUUUCCUGCUCGGAGUAGAUGAUCAGGUCAGAUCCCUUGGAACCAAACUUGAAUGGAUGCAUGCCUUCCUCAAAGACGUUGAUGGGAAGAGCAAAGAGAAUGAACUAGUUAAGCUUUGGGUGGCCCAAAUAAGAGAAGUAGCCUACGAUGCUGAGGACAUCAUCGACUAUUACAUCUUUAAAAUUCAACAAGAACGAAGAGAUAGAAGUGCUGGAUCGAUUAGAUGCCUAAGAAUUUUUAAGAGUUGUAAAGCAUUGAUCUGUUGGAUUGAUGAGAUUGUCCUACAAAUGCUGGAUUUUAUAAAAAACAUACCAGCCAUCCACGAUGUUGGAAAGAAGAUCCGCAAUCUAGAAAGCAGGCUAGAUGAGAUCAAGGAGAACAGAUCACAGUACGGCGUAGGCAAUAUAUCGGUUGGUGAAGAAGCUUCACCUUCUUUGAAUCGAAUCCCGAUGCAGAGGGAGAAGAGGGCUCCCAUCGUCGAGGAAGCCGAUGUGGUCGGCAUUCAAGACGAGGCAAAGACAUUGGUGGGGCGGCUGAUUGAAGGAGAAGCACGGCGUUCUGUCAUUUCAAUCACUGGGAUGGGAGGAAUAGGUAAGACUACUCUUGCUAAGAAAGUUUACAAGAGCCUCGAUAUAAAGAACGGAUUUGAUUUUCAUGCUUGGGUGUUUGUGUCUCAAGAACAUCGAGUGCGAGAGAUUUUACUGAGUAUUAUAAAAUACUUUAGAACGCUGGGACGAGAUGAAAGGGAGACAACGCCUGAGGAAGACUUGCGGCAAGAGCUCUCUGAACACUUAGAAGGGAAGAGAUAUCUGGUGGUAAUCGAUGAUAUAUGGACAAGACAGGCUUGGGACGAUUUGGUCUCAGCAUUACCAGAUGGGGAAAUGGGCAGCAGGGUGCUACUCACCACUCGCAAUGAAGAAAUAGCUAGGUAUGUAGAUGCACAAAGCAUGCCCCAUCAAAUACGUUUACUUGAUGAAAGUGAGAGCUGGGCAUUGUUUUGUAAAAAAGCAUUUCCUGGAAAGCUUGCUCCUCCAUGCCCUCCAAAUCUAGAGGAGUUGGGUAGAAAGAUCGCUGGGAGAUGUGGAGGUCUACCUCUAGCAAUCACAGUAUUAGGAGGUGUCCUAUCAAGGAAACAAAAGUCAGUGACUGAGUGGGCGAAAGUGCUUCAAAGCGUCGAAUGGUGGCUAAAUGAAAGUGAAGAUCGUAUCUCGGGCGUAUUGGCCCUGAGCUACCAUGACUUGCCCUAUUAUUUGAAACCCUGCUUUAUUUAUUUUGGAGCUUUCCCUGAAGACUCUGAAAUUGAAGCAGAUGAAUUGAUUUUGAUGUGGAUAGCAGAAGGAUUUGUACAGCGAAGAGGAGGAGAAGAAGUGGAGGAUGUUGCUGAGGAUUACCUGGAAGAGCUCCUCAACAGAAGCAUGAUUCAGGUGGUGAAAAGGAAGAGCAAUGGAACAGCUGAAAAAUGCCGUAUUCAUGAUCUUCUUCGGGACCUCUCAAUAUCAAAAGCCAAAGAGGAGAGAUUUCUGGACGCAUAUGGGAAUAUAGCACCUACAUCACCGACCAUGGCCCGCCGACUUGCAAUAACUACUCAUGGUGGCAUCGGUGAUUCCGUCUCCCUUAACAGCUCCACUCUACACCUCCGCUCUUUGUUGUACUUCGGUGGAUUGAGAGAAUGGCUGGAAGAAGCGCAGUUGAAAAUCCUCCUGGGAGCUUUCAAAUUGCUUAGGGUGAUGGAUCUCAGAUAUGUAAGCCUCUAUAAUAUCCCCGAUGAAAUUGGGUCUCUAAUCCACUUGAGGUACCUGUGUCUCUUGGAGACCUAUUUAAAAACGCUACCAUCCACCAUAACCUGCCUCUCCAAUUUACAAACUCUCGAUCUACGAGGUACACUUAUCUCCAUGCUACCAGGUGAUCUUUGGAAGAUGGAACAGCUACGUCACAUAUUGCUUCUUCGGCCAAUUGCAAUCAGCAAUGGCACCCCACUCCGUCACUUGAGCAAUCUCCAGACACUGUCAAAAGUAGAGGGAGGCAGUUGGAUAGAAGAUGAGUUGGAGAAACUGACCAACUUGAGAGAAUUGGGAAUAGAAAGAGAUCUCAAAAUGGCAUUAUCCCCUUCCAUUUGAAAAUUGGAAAGCCUCAGAUCAUUGUGGCUACAGGCAAGUCCAGGAUGCUCGAUUCCAGCUUUCGUGUCCUUCUCAAAUCAUCAACAUCUAUAUAAGAUGGAUUUGAAUGGAAGGUUGGAGAAAUUUCUGGACCUGCAUGAAUUCCCACCUAACCUCACUGAGCUAUACUUGAAGGUGUCCCAAUUAGGGCGAGACCCAAUGGGAACGCUAGAGAGGCUGCUGAACCUUCGAAUUCUCAAAUUAGAAGAGGACGCUUACAUGGGAAAGGAAAUGGUUUGCUCUGUUGGAGGGUUUCCGAUGCUUGAUGUUUUGAAUAUCGAAUUGGGCGAAUUAGAGGAAUGGACAGUGGAGGAAGGAGCGUUGCCGAAUCUUAGAUUUUUAGAGAUUAAUAGCUGCGAUGGAUUGAAGAUGCUUCCUGAUGGAUUGCAACAUGUGACCACCCUACAAGAAAUGCAGUUAGCAUUCAUGUCGGAAGAAUUCAAAGAAAGGGUGAGAGAGAACGAGGGAGAGGACUGGUUUAAGAUCAGACAAAUACCCUCUCUUACCUUCUUCGAUUGAAACAUUCUUCACCUUGGUGUAACUCGCUCUCUCUCUGGCAAUGCCUUCUCUUACCUUCUACGACCGGUUGAUUUAGCGGGAAUUUUAUCCACGGUUCUUCUCCGGCUUAGCCAAGGAGUUCUGCUUGCCCUUCUCCAGCAGAUCGCCUGCGAUCUUGCCAACGAGAUGCCCCGGAAGCUGGAGUGGAUGAGGGAUGUAGCUGUUGCCAUUAAUCCGGUGGACCCAAUGAUCGCGAUGCAUGUCCGGCCCAUCUUUGAGCAGGUUUAUCAGAUACUAGGCCACCAGCGGUAGCGGAAGCAAACAGCAUCCGCCUAGUCAUGCAUGUCAUCGAUUCGGUAUUGAUGAGUAGUUGUAAAUGACCAUUGUCCCUCUCUCUCAGUUGUGCAGAAUUGUAUGGACUUGGUGAUGGUAGGAAAAAAGCUUGUUUGUAUAGAGAAGUAGACUCCUCAGCAAAAGUGCCACUGCUGAGGGUCUCUGUGUUGAUUAUGUAAAGCGCAAGAAUUUGAGAAUAAUUUUCAUUUUUUUUUUUCCUUCACCGAAAGUUCCAGGAAAACUAGGGUUUUGGUUUUCUUUUUUAGGUUCAGUUGGACUGUUAUUUUGAAUUAGUAUUUAGUGAAAUUGUGGCCUCAAAUUCUCAAUAUCCAGAUCUCCUCUGCUUUCUUAUUCUUCUCCUCUUUUU
Molecule: messenger RNA, 3415 nt
Organism: Magnolia sinica
Lineage: Eukaryota; Viridiplantae; Streptophyta; Magnoliopsida; Magnoliales; Magnoliaceae
Product: putative disease resistance RPP13-like protein 3
Exons: 3
Coding region: 1-2178 (725 amino acids)
Biological process (GO): defense response to other organism
Molecular function (GO): ADP binding
Source: RefSeq, a predicted model, not a curated record